UUUGCCCGAUGAGCGGAACGGACCAAGAACAAGACAAGAAGAAGCGGGUUAUAGUGGGAUGCACAGGGAGUGUUGCAUCUAUAAAAAUUCCUUUACUAAUUCAAGAACUUAAGAAUCUUAAUGAGAAGGUUGAGAUCAAGGUAGUAGCCACUGAUCAUGCCCUUCAUUUUUUCAACAAAGACUCUCUUCCUGUUCCAGUACUAACAGAUAAUCAUGAAUGGGAGAUGUGGAAAAGUGUGCAGGAUCCAGUUCUUCAUAUUGAGUUAAGGAGGUGGGCUGACAUGCUGGUGAUUGCCCCAGUAGACUGUAAUACACUGGCUAAGAUAGCUAAUGGGCUCUGUGACAACUUACUGACAUGUAUAGUAAGAGCUUGGGAUCUAAAUAAGCCAUUAUACUUUGCCCCAGCCAUGAAUACCUACAUGUGGGAGCACCCGAUCACAGCACAACAGAUAGAGACACUAAAGAACUAUGGCUAUAAAGAAAUCCCCUGUAUUGAGAAAAAGUUAGCAUGUGGAGACACUGGAUUUGGAGCAAUGGCAGAAGUUUCUACAAUUGUAGGAUAUAUAAAGGAAGCUUUGAACUUGACAUGAAAUUUCCUAAUUCUUAGUUGUACAUAAUCUUAGAGUAGUGGACAGCAUUCAAAGUUUCUUUUGUUGAUAUUAGCUAAUUUAUGAAGAAAAGUUGACUUUUUUUGGUUAAAAAGGAAGUUUUUUUAUCAUGCCAAAUGCAACAGAGAGAAAAUAAAGUCAUCAUCUGAUCA
Molecule: messenger RNA, 760 nt
Organism: Saccostrea echinata
Lineage: Eukaryota; Metazoa; Mollusca; Bivalvia; Ostreida; Ostreidae
Product: phosphopantothenoylcysteine decarboxylase-like
Exons: 5
Coding region: 9-590 (193 amino acids)
Biological process (GO): coenzyme A biosynthetic process
Cellular component (GO): phosphopantothenoylcysteine decarboxylase complex
Molecular function (GO): FMN binding; phosphopantothenoylcysteine decarboxylase activity
Source: RefSeq, a predicted model, not a curated record